Molecule: messenger RNA, 1897 nt
Organism: Cajanus cajan (pigeon pea)
Lineage: Eukaryota; Viridiplantae; Streptophyta; Magnoliopsida; Fabales; Fabaceae
Product: L10-interacting MYB domain-containing protein
Source: RefSeq, a predicted model, not a curated record
UUCUCUUUUUCUCUCUCUUUCCGCAUCCAAACAGAGAAUUAGGGUUUGAUCACGUUCCAUUCAUGAACGUUCCGUUUGGCGAAAUUAUUUGGGAUAUCGAAAUUGAUGGUUUGUUGAAUGACUCUCUGGUCUGUGUUUCUUCUUUGGUUGCUGCUAAAAUUCAAUCUUUUCAAUGCAAGUGAGGCAAUGGCAAGACUAGAAAACGAGGUAAUGUCAUGGGAGAAGAUUCUUCUGUUAGUUUGGACAACUUGAGGGCUAACUGGACUCCAUCCCAAGAUCAAUAUUUUCUUGAGCUUAUGCUGUCCCAAGUUCGCAAAGGGAAUAAAACUGGGGGUGUGUUUACCAGACAAGCCUGGGUAGACAUGAUCGAACAAUUUAACACCCAAUUUGGGUUCAAGUAUGAUGUAGAAGUGUUGAAGAACCGUUACAAAAGAUUCAGGAAGCAAUACAAUGAUAUAAAAAUGAUAGUGGGUCUAAAGGGAUUCAAGUGGGAUGGGACACAAAACAUGUUAAUUGCUGAUGGUAAAACAUGGGAUGAAUGUAUUAAGGCCCACCCUGAUGCUCAACCCCUCAAGACAAGGAUUGUUCCAUAUUAUAAUGAUCUGUGCAUAAUUUUUGGCCAUGCAGUCGCUGAUGGGAGAUACAGCCUUUCAUGUUUUGAUGUAGAUUUUGAAUAUGUUGAAAAAGAAUUGGACGACAAGACUACCGCUGAUGAAGGAAUGGAUGAUCAAACUGCCCCUGCUGCUACCAAACAAGGUAAACAUGAUUGGUCACCAAUGAUGGACCAAUUUUUUGUUGAGCUUAUGCUGGACCAGCUGCGUAAAGGGAACAAGAUUGGCCGGACAUUCAAGAGGAAAGCGUGGGUAGACAUGACAGAAUCAUUUAAUGAUAGAUUUGGAUGUCAUUGUGGUAGGGGUGUCUUGAGAAACCGUUUCAAUGUCCUGAGAAGGCAUUACAGUUCUAUAAAUGUCCUCCUUGGCAAAGAAGGUUUUAGUUGGGAUAAGACACAGCAUAAGGUUGUGGCUGCUGACCAUGUAUGGCAAAAAUGCAUCAGGGUACAUUACAACUUCCGGCUCUAUAAAACUAAAAGCAUGCCUUUUUAUUCUGGCUUAUGCAUAAUAUGUCGCAAUGAAGUUACUGUGGGUUGCAAUUCAAAUCCUGAAAAGGGAUCUUCAGGGGGAAAUAACUCUGUCCAAGAUACUCAGCCACCGCCUAUUGCAGAUAAAGGAGUAUCGCCUAUAAGUGCUGAAAAUAAUUUUUGCAGAGAAACUCAGCCACUCCUUAAUGCAGAUAAAGAAGUCUUGCAUAUUGGUGGUGAAAAGAAUUCUGCCAGAGACUCUCAGUCCCUUGCUAAUGCAGAAAAUGAAGCAUUACAACAUGUUGGAAAAAAUGCUUCUGGUCACCUAAAAAGGCAUCAACCUAAGAUGCCUCCAACCUGGAAUGAGUCUAAGAAGGCAAGAGAGCAUGUGGCUCUUGCAGUUCCAUCACUAACCAUGAAACCAAAGAAAGAAGAUAAUUUUUCUGUUGACAAUGUUAUCACUGUGCUUCAGGCUAUACCAGGCCUGGAUGAUGAUUUAAUAUUAGAUGCCUGUGAUUUUUUGGAAGAUGAGAGAAGAGGAAGAAUGUUUCUGGCACUGGCUGCUCAUUUGAGAAAAAAAUGGUUAUUGAGAAAGCUUCGUUCAGAAUGAUUGACAAACCUCAGGCUGGUUCAUUUUGUAGCGAGUUUUUCUUUUAAAAUUUUGUUAGACUGCAUGCAUGCAAAGCAAGCCAUAAUUUGGGUGUGUUCACAGAACCCUCAAAAGUAUUUGUUUAUAGAAGGAUUAUUCUUUGUUUAUCUUUGUCAAUAUGUACAUGACAAGAAAUUAAAGUUAAACUAAUUUCUUUUUGUUAGAAUUAU